Messenger RNA from Lethenteron reissneri (Far Eastern brook lamprey), 4597 nucleotides. Its product is annotated as proprotein convertase subtilisin/kexin type 5-like. The record is from RefSeq and is a predicted model, not a curated record. NCBI's taxonomy places the organism in Eukaryota, Metazoa, Chordata, Hyperoartia, Petromyzontiformes, Petromyzontidae.
GAGUAGGAGGAGAGGGAGACCGACCGACUGGGAGUAGACGGGGAGGGAGUAGAGGAGGGAGAGGCGCUCGGGCACGAAGGAAGUUUGCGAGCGACUCUUGGAGAGCGAAGAACAAAGGCUCGAGAGGUCGGGCUCCCGGUUCGACACCGCGCUCCCGUCAGGAGUUUGCUGCUGCCGCUGCUGCCUUUGUGCGCGGAGCUCCCGAAGAGGGCGGCGGUGGUGGUGGUGCAGUCGGCGAGGGAGGGGCGGUGGAGACACUUGCCUACUGCGGGCGGUCAGGGAGGAGGCGAGAGGGCACGAGGGGCGAGAGGAUCGUUUAGGGGAGGCGGAGGAGGCGAGAGUAGGGGAGAGUAGGGGAGAGGACACGACGCAGACGAAGAGAUAAUAAAGAGAAGGGACCACGAGAGGAGAAAAGUUCAGAGGAAGAGAGUCGAGGCUAAGAAAGAGUGAGGCGAGUAUUUGGGGGAGUGGAAGAAGAAGAGGAGGAGGAAGAGGAGGAGGAGAGGGGAAAGAGGGCAACAGGGGAGCGAGCGAGAAGAACCGCAGAGGCAGCGCCAUGGGUGCGGCCGGGCCCCGCACCUGGGUGCUCCCCCCGCUCCCCCGGCUCCCCCGCCUGCUGCUGCUGCUGCUCCUCCUCGGGGCCGCGGCGGCGGCGGCGGCGUCGUCUCUGCGGGAGCCCGCGGCGUGCCCGGCGCGUAGCUUCGCCCUGGACGGCAGCUGCCGGCCCUGCCACUCUUCGUGCGCCGAGUGCGAUGGCAGCGAGAACUUCAACUGCACGGCGUGCCUCGUCGAUCGUGCCGGCAAGCACCGCUUCCUGCACAAGCGGCACUGCCGCGUUGCCUGCCCACUCGGUUUCUUCGCCGAGUGGAGCUCCCACCGGUGCCAGGACUGCGCCGACAACUGCCAGGUGUGCUCGUCACAAGACUCCUGCACGCGGUGCCAGGCGCGGUACCACGUGGUGAGAGGCGCCUGCGAGGAGGUGCAGACAUGCGAAGCCGGCCAGGUGCUCGACCCCGACACGGACGACUGCAUCGACUGCGGUCUUGGCUGCGCCGGCUGCGCUCCGUCCGACCCCGAGAAGUGUGACCAAUGCUUGCCGGGCUACUUCCUGCUGCGAGCGCGGUGCCACCGCACGUGCCCGCAGGAGAUGUACGGGGACCUCCACACGGGGCAGUGCGCCAACUGCGGCAGCUCCUGCCUGGAAUGCGUCGACGCGGAAACGUGCCGCACCUGCCCCCACGGCCACCUGCACCUGCGUGAACACUGCGUGACGAGGUGCCCCCCGAAGAUGUUCGUGAACGGCAGCGCGCGCCGCUGUGAGGCGUGCCACGAGUCGUGCGAGAGCUGCUCUGGCCCCAGCGCCGAGGAGUGCGAAUCUUGCCCACGGGGCAGCGUCCUGGACGCCGGGCUCUGUCAGCACCUCGAGGAGUGCACCGCCGGGGAGUUCAGUGACAGCUCCACCGGGUGCCACCAGUGCAGUCCGCUCUGCGCCGAGUGCUUUGGGCCUGCCCAGGAGCAGUGCACGUCCUGUGCGGAGGGGAGGUUCCUGGACGAGCAGACGACAUGCGUGUCCUCGUGUCCCGAGGGCUUCGUGGGGAGCGAGGACACACGCGAGUGCGAGGAGUGCCCCGAGGGCUGCCGCCAGUGCGUGGCGGACGGGGCGGCGGCGGCGGGGGGGAGCGAGGGGCUGACGUGCGAGGCCUGCUGGCAGCCUGAAGACGCUGCGAUCGCCUACUACCUCCACCUGGGCAGCUGCAUCGCAGAGUGCCCCGAGCACUACUUCGAGUCUCCGGAGGAGGGGGCGUGCGUGCCGUGCGACGCCGCGUGCGCCACGUGCGAGGGGGAGGCCACCGCGUGCGUGACGUGCGCCGGCGGCCUGCUGCUCGACGGAGGCGUGUGCCGCCAGGGCUGCCGGGAGCGCUACUUCGCCGACGCAAACCGCGAGUGCCAGCACUGCCCACAGCACUGCGAGGCCUGCACCAACGCGACAGCCUGCGCCAAGUGCAGCUACCUGUACUCUCUGCUGGGGGGCAAGUGCUACGUGGUGUGCCCCGACGGGUACUACGAGGGCGUCGAUGAGGGCCGCUGCCUGCGCUGCCAGGAGAGCUGCGCCACCUGCUCGGGUCCCGGCGAGGACGACUGCGAGCGCUGCCCGCCGGGCCGGCCGCGCCUCUACGAGGGCCGCUGCUCCGAGGAGUGCCCGCGGCACACCUUCUACGACGCCGGCACGGGGGACUGCCAGGACUGCGACCAAUCGUGCGAGAGUUGCACGGGACCCACGGCCGCGGAGUGCGCCACGUGCGCCUCCGACGGCGGGGAGCCCGACCCGGACACCGGCCUGUGCUCCGCGGAGGAGGAGGAGGAUCCCGCGCCCGCCACGCCGGCCCCCCCCGCGUGCCCGCCCGGCUCCUACCGCCGGGGGGACGAUGGCUCCUGCGUCACAUGCGACGGGACGUGCGCGGCGUGCCGGGGCCCGUCGGACCACGACUGCCGGUCCUGCGCUCGAGGGGCCUUCCUUUACAACGGCACGUGCCUGUCGUCGUGCCCCGACGGGCACCACCCUGCCAGGGAAGAUGGCUCCUGCGUGCGGUGCCACCCAGCUUGCGCCACCUGCAGGGGAGCGUCCGCCGCGGACUGCACGGCGUGCGUCAGCAGCGCCUACCGCCUCAACAACGGCCACUGCGACUUCUCCUGCCCGCCCAGGCAUUACGGCGACGAGGAGGCCUCGGCCUGCGUGCCGUGCCACGCCUCGUGCGGCGACUGCUCCGGCCCAUCCCCCGCCGACUGCCUGAGCUGCCCCCGGGGCUCCGUGAUGCUGGCCGACGAGCGCCGCUGUGUGGAAGGCGGCUGCCCCACGUACGGCUACUUCCCGGGGCACGACGACACCUGCUUCACCUGCCACCGCAGCUGCCGCUCCUGCAGUGGAGGCGGCGCAAAGGACUGCCUCACCUGUGAGUGGGGUGCCGAGCUCCAGGACGGCAUCUGCUACCCGGCGUGCUCGGAGAACAACUUCUUCACUGAGAAGGGUGCGUGCAAGCCGUGCGACGAAUCGUGCCUGCGCUGCACGGGCCCCGUGGGCCACGACUGCCUGGAGUGCCACCCUCACCUGGCCCUCAACGUGAGCGAGCGCCGCUGCCUGCCCUGCUGCCUCCAGGGCGGCAACGACGGCGCCGAGUGCUGUUUCUGCCGCGAGGGAACGAGCAAGUGCGUGCCCCCGCCCCCCGUGAGCGCGGGACGUCAGGUGGGGGCGCCGGACACGCAGCCGUCGGGGGAAGCCUCCUUGGGCCGGAAGAGCCACGCGGCACUGACGGCGCUGCUGGUGCUCUCGCUGAUGGCCGUGGGCGCCGGCGCGGCGCUGCUGCUGCGGGCUCGCGCGCACCGCAAGCUGUGCUGGUCCCGCACCAGCUACGAGAAGCUGGGCGGCAGCAGCGGCGGCGGGGGUGGCACGGCGAUCGCCACGACCACCACCAAGCCCUUCCACGACGCGGAGCGCGACGGCGUGCGCCUGCGCGCGGAGCGCGGCGAGGGCCGCUACGAGCACAGUCGCUUCCACGACGACCCCGCCGAGAGCGGCGACGACGACGACGACGUCGUGUAUACGAGCGGCGACGGCACGGUGUACCGCCGCUACGACCACGGCAAGCACCUGCCCUCGUCCUCCGACAGCGAGCCCGAGGACGGCGCCGCCGGCGCCGGUGGCGACGGUCGGCUAUUCGCGUAGGGUCGCUCGCUCCGGACCCCGCCGGGAGGGGGGGGGUUCGGUUGCGGGGCGGCGGGGUCCGGCACGGAGAGGAUCAUCGAAAUGGUGUCGGGGCAUGGCAGGAGGCGCCCGAAGCUGGGAACGCGCGGACCGUGCAACGGCAACGUCGAGAUUUGCGAUCCUCGCGUUGCCGAGGGACGCAAGGACGUUGGAGAGUGAAGUGGGGGGGGGGGGACGUGCCAGCACGUGGGCGUCAAGGCCGCGGCUCGUCGUCGGAGAUCUCGAGUCCUCGGGGUUCCCGGUCACCGCUACGAAUGUCACGAGCGUGGCGCGAGCACGCCGCUCGCCGCCUCCAACGCUCGCUCGACCGCCAAGCGCACUCCCGCGUCCCCGUGCGGUGCUGAUUGUGAAAAUCACUUUACUUGUUUUUAGUUUAUGCGUUUUUAUUGAGGCUGUUGGGGAUAAGGUUGGGUUUUUUUAAAACUGCAAUAGAGGUGGAAUCUACUGUAUAAAAUGGUUUUAAGGAAUGUUGAUAAGAUUAAACUAAACGCAUUUCGUCAUGAUUUAGAUUAGUCGUCCGAUGGCGCGCAUGUUCCCCUGGUGUUGGUGGAACCUCCAACACCACAUACCCCAGCCCUGCAGCGUGAUCUUGCCUCACGGUGGGGGCACACGAAAACUCGGGGCGGGGGCAGGGGGGGACAUGAUACAGAGAAUGUUCAAUAAACUUUAAACAAACGUGAACGCUAAACAGAAUGCGCAAAGUUGCGACCAGCUUGUGUCUCUUGCAUGCUGCCCUCCGCUCUCACCCCCUGUGUGCGUAAUGAAGACUGGAGUCAAACUGGAAGUGGUGUCAAAUAUAGCAAUUGUCUUUACUUGCUGUGGGCUCGAUUCCACCCU